This is a messenger RNA of Rhododendron vialii, 1901 nucleotides long. Its product is annotated as S-adenosylmethionine decarboxylase proenzyme-like. Bases 566 to 1657 code for a protein of 363 amino acids. Gene Ontology annotation, biological process: spermidine biosynthetic process; spermine biosynthetic process. The record is from RefSeq and is a predicted model, not a curated record. The transcript is spliced from 4 exons. Gene Ontology annotation, molecular function: adenosylmethionine decarboxylase activity. Gene Ontology annotation, cellular component: cytosol. NCBI's taxonomy places the organism in Eukaryota, Viridiplantae, Streptophyta, Magnoliopsida, Ericales, Ericaceae.
UUCAUUCCCCUGCACACGUAACGCGUUCUCGUGAAAUCUACACCCCAUUCCCGCUCAGAGAAUAUUACUAUUCUUGCGAAUCUCCUUCCUUUCUUCUGCUUUCUAGGGUUUGUUUGUGCAGCCGUCGCCAUCAAUCUCGACAUCACAGAUCGAAAACCGGGUUGAUUCAUCGAAGCGUGAAAGACACUCGUGUUUUUGCAUCAGUUUAGAAUUGAUCUGUGUGUUUUCAACCUAUAACUGAGGACUGAAUGAUCUAAUCUAAUGGAGUCUAAAGGUGGGAAGAAGAAGUCUAGCAGUAGUAAAUCCUUGUUUUAUGAAGCUCCCCUAGGUUAUAGCAUUGAAGACAUUCGACCUGCCGGUGGAAUCAAGAAGUUCAGAUCAGCUGCUUACUCCAACUGCGCUCGGAAGCCAUCCUGAGAUUUCCAAUUCCUGACAUCAGUUCCAAAAGCGGCCAAUACCUUAAUAUUUUUUUUCUCGUCUUUUCUUCAACACUCGUCUUCUAAUCUUUCUCCGACAGCAUUUCUUUCCUCUUAUUUUACAAAGUAAUUCAUCCCAUUAAGCCAAGAUGGCCUUUCCAGUUUCAGCAAUUGGUUUUGAAGGAUAUGAAAAGAGGCUUGAGAUAACUUUCUUUGAGCCUGGGCUCUUUUCGGACCCUGAAGGCAAGGGCCUGCGCGCUUUAUCCAAAUCCCAGUUGGAUGAAAUUCUGAAACCAGCUGAAUGCACCAUUGUCAGUUCUUUGUCAAAUGACGAAGUUGACUCUUAUGUCCUUUCUGAAUCUAGCCUCUUUGUGUACCCUUACAAAAUCAUCAUCAAAACUUGUGGGACUACAAAAUUGCUUCUUUCGAUCCCACCGAUCCUUGAUUUGGCUGAUAUGCUCUCCCUCUCUGUGAGAUCUGUGAAGUACACUCGUGGAAGCUUUAUUUUUGCUGGGGCCCAACCAUUUCCUCAUCGCAACUUCUCUGAAGAAGUAGCUGUCCUCGAUAGUUACUUUGGCAAGCUUGGUUCAGGAAGCAAGGCUUAUGUGAUGGGCAGUGAUGAUAAUAAAGAACAGAAAUGGCACGUGUACUCUUCUUCUGCUGAAUCGACGAAUCAUUUGGACCCAAUUUACACCCUGGAAAUGUGCAUGACUGGUUUAGACAGAAAGAAGGCGUCUGUGUUUUACAAGGCUGAUGCAAGCUCUGCUGCUGCGAUGACGGAUGUCUCUGGUAUAAGGAUGAUUCUUCCAGAUUCUGAGAUCUGCGACUUUGAAUUUGAUCCAUGUGGUUACUCCAUGAAUGCUAUCGAAGGUGGCGCGAUUUCAACCAUUCAUGUCACGCCGGAAGAUGGUUUCAGUUAUGCGAGUUUUGAAGCAGUGGGGUACGAUUUCCGAUACUUGAGUUUAACCCAACUGGUUGAGAGAGUGUUGGGUUGUUUCCACCCAAGGGAGUUCUCUAUUGCUUUGCAUUCCGAUGAUGUUGGUGACGGACUGGGUCCUGAUAUCAAUCUGGAUGUGAUGGGGUAUUGCUGCGGAGAGAGGAGCUAUGAGGUGCUGGGAAAGGGAGGAUCUGUUCUUUACCACAGCUUCAUGAGGGCCAGUGGCUGUGGGUCUCCUAAGUCAAUUCUGAAUUGCGGUUGGAGCGAGAGUGAUGAAGACGAGAAGGUGGAGAAGAAACAAUAAAUGACCAGAUAUUCUGGUCUGUCUUCGUGUUUUAAGAGUCGGAGCACAACUAUGCUAAUAAGCUCCCAUGUAGUGAGUCAAUAGUUACUAGCUUUUGGUAUCUAUGUUAUGGUAUUGCCGCGCGUGGUAGUUUUAAAAUUCAUCUGUUGGAUUGUUUUUCAGUGUCGUGAUUGAUAAUUUCGGCUGUUUGAAGUGUUGAAAACAAAUUAUUGCUACGGUGCAUGAAAUAUGAUAAUUUCGAAUC